AGGAGAGGGCAACGCACUGUGGCGAGCAGCCGAUCUGUCAGCAGCGCAGUUGGUGUUGUUGUGCAGUGCUGAGGAACCGCAGCUGUGAUUAUGAUUGAAUAUAAUGGAGGAAAAUGGACAAAUCACGAACUGAGAUUACUGAGUACACCUACAGAGAUUUGGACUGGACUUAAAAAUGCCACAGGCGUUUGAUACCACUGCAGAUAUCGGUGUUUUCUGGAUUUAACGCAGUAAAGUUACGGGGAUCUUUGUCAUCCCGGACUAGAGAAAGACAAGGGGGCCUGAAACUACACAGACGUCGGUUGAAGUUCAGCUACGGGCUGCGCUAGCUACGUUAGCAUUUAGCUUGGUGUGAACAGUCUUUCUUUAUCCAGUGGGAAGUAGGCUUGUGAAGGGCAAUGUUAACUGUGUAUUGUAAUGCAUAACCAGGGACAAUGUGUUUUUAAUAACUAUCGUGUCUGGUGAUGACUGCUUUGGCAACGUUAGCAGCCGUGCUAAUAGCUAAGCUAGCUGGCUAGAUCUCCGGCAGGGCUAGCUUGUUGUUCCCCUGCUAACUUAGCUUCACUUAACUGGGAACAAAAAGACAGACUCCAGUUUAGGUAGUUUGCCUUGCUGACUAGAAAACCUAUCUCAGCAGUAAUUUCUGCUCAAAAAAUUUGCAAAAUGGCAUAUUAUAAUGUCAAUUCCAGAUAAUAAGCAUGUUUUUCUUCCCUGCAUAGACUUUUGUCACCAAGCCCACAAGAGUCCGGAUGCGGCUUUAUGUACACUUUGAUUACCUGUGCUUUUACUUUAAAAUAUAUAUUAAUCUGUUACUAAAAUAAUAUUUUUUGGCUCAAGAAGGAACUUAAGUGUCAGCUUGUGGUUAUUUAUAAGCUGCCAGUUAUCAGUUUGAAAGACAGUACCAGUUUACAUUACAAGUUUUCUUCCCUCACCACCUAUGACCAAACUAUUAUUGUUGUCAGCGUUAUUUUUAAGGAUGAUUCCAGCAGGUCAUUUCUGUCGACUGGCCCCUUUUUAGUCUCAGAAUUGCAUAUCAUUCGGAAAACUUAACAGGCAAAACAAGGACUUUUAGCUCGUAAGUUAAUGGCAUAACAAGCCUUUGUUUCGGGUCAACUGAGUGGAAUAACACACAAGGGGGUUACCCAACCUUGUGUCCACAGGGGAAGUUUACAGUCACUCUACUUCAGCCCCUGGGCUCAGAUGUGAGUACGAUGGGCAGCCAGGGCAGCCCAGUGAAAAGCUACGACUACCUGCUGAAGUUCCUCCUGGUCGGAGACAGCGAUGUGGGAAAAGGAGAGAUCCUGGACAGUCUGCAGGAUGGAUCAGCCGAGUCCCCCUACGCUUACAGUAGUGGUAUUGACUAUAAAACCACCACCAUUCUUCUGGAUGGGAGGAGAGUGAAGCUGGAGCUUUGGGACACCUCUGGACAGGGGAGAUUCUGCACCAUCUUUCGCUCAUAUUCCCGCGGUGCACAGGGGAUCCUCCUGGUGUAUGACAUCACCAACCGGUGGUCCUUUGAUGGAAUCGACCGGUGGAUCAGAGAGAUUGAUGAGCAUGCUCCAGGCGUGCCUCGAAUCCUCGUUGGUAACCGGCUACAUCUGGCCUUCAAACGGCAAGUUCCCACCGAGCAGGCGAGGGCGUACGCCGAGAAGAACGGCAUGACUUUCUUCGAAGUGAGCCCUCUGUGUAACUUCAACGUUAUCGAGUCCUUCACAGAGCUGUCGCGCAUCGUCCUGAUGAGGCACGGCAUGGAGAAGUUCUGGAAGCCCAACAGAGUGUUCAGCCUCCAGGACCUGUGCUGCAGAGCCAUCGUGUCGUGCACUCCGGUCCACCUCAUCGACAAGCUCCCGCUUCCCGUCGCCAUCAAGUCCCACCUCAAGUCCUUCUCCAUGGCCAACGGCAUGAACGCCGUCAUGAUGCACGGACGCUCGUACUCGCUGGCCAACCCGUCCGGCGGCUCCAAGGGCAACAGCCUGAAGCGCUCCAAGUCCAUCCGUCCGCCGCAGAGCCCGCCGCAGAACUGCACCCGCAGCAACUGCAAAAUCUCCUAACUCGCGGCUUCCUCGGCGUGAGAGACAAUGAACGAUCGACAGCAUGGUGAUCAGGAGUGUACAGGACGUAGUUAGUAGUUAGUUGGAGGAGAAGAGCACAUCCCCAAACCUGAAGAGCUGAAGAGCAUGAAUGACGGAUAAGGGGAUGAAGGAGUGCUACCUCUCACCUUCAUGUUAAAGACCAUGAUGUACUUUUGUCAGGUGAAAGUGCGGGAGGGGAGGGGAGGGGGCGGGGUCUCGGGGUCUUAAGAUAUCCGAGGAGAACGACUGCAGGCAUCAUGGUCUGCACACACCUGACUCUCACUACCACCAACUGCUCAAAUGAGAGAAAGGGAGUUUAAACUACGUAUGUACAGAAAUCCCUCUCCAACUCAAGCAAACAUAUUUAGUUGCUCUACGUGAUGCACGCCUCAUUGUGUCUGUGCAUCACAGAAAUCACCUCAAUAUCAAUUCUUCACUUUUAUGUCUGACUUUUCCUUUUCUUUCUUCUGUCCGUGUGGUUAUAAUUUCACCUGUGUUCUGUCCACACAGCUGGUUUUAUUUGGUGUUGUUUUUAAGGACCAAUAAGCUAAUGAUCAAGACACUAGUAAGCAGCCAGUCCUUGUAUUGAUCAUUGUUAAUCAUCAGCUGGCUGUAACAGUUGUGUUUGAACACUCAUUGUGCUUUGGAAGGUGAAAUGUUUUAUUUAUUAGCACUCGCUGAAUUGAAGUCUUGGUGACAAGAUGAGUGAAGGUUAACACCCGGUGUUGUAGUAGAAGUGGAGGCAUUCAAACCGGACUCCCCCAAAAUCUCCUAAAAGGUCCAGACUUGCUGCUGUGCCUACAUUUUGUAGAGGUGUCAAUAUAAACACGUUGCUUUUUUUUGCUUUUUUUUUUUUUUAAUGAUUCAGUUGCAACAAACUGGCUUAAAGUACAAACACAAAUACGAAAUGGAUGAGUGAAAUUUCCCCCAGUAACCAGUUCUCACAUUAGAGUUUUAGGUUUCUAUUUUUAGUCUGUGGUUCACACAGGCGCCUUGCGGUGAUGAGGGAUCAAAUGAUGCCUGUUGCCAUGGAUACCACUCAACGCUUUGACAAAUAAGUAUCCUAUUUAAAGUCUCUCCACAUUUAUUUUUAACUUAAAGCCACUUGAAGAAAAAACCUAAUCGAAGAAUGCUGGCGAUAUUCUACUUUUUUUUCUUCACAUUUGUCAUCAAAUCCCAUUGAAAGCCGUUUUCUUUUUGGCCCGCGAGCUUCUGGGAGUUGUAGUCUGGAGAUGAGAUGGGCUCUCCGUGGUUUCAGAUCUCACACCUCACCUGUCAUGUCACACCUGCUACAUGCAGCAGGAACGUGCACACACCAGGCCUGGUUCAUUUUAUUUGAAAACGUAUGCACGAUGAAGUGGAUCUGCUUUCCAUCCGUUGGUUUCAGUGUUGGAGGUGGAGCGAGCAGGAAGCCCAGAUAUGUCAGGCUGUCCUCGGAUGAUGGCGAGAGUGGCAGUCAAAGGCCUGAUGAGUGUAAACAGAAACCAGGCUGAGUAGCUGGACAGGAUCGUGUCAGGUAAAGUGGAAUAUUUCUUGUGUUAACAGUAAACAGUGACCCGUGUUUAUCCGUUAUAGUAUGAGCAGCUCCUCGUUUCCCACAGUAAUAACUAAAGGACCAAACUGCUGCUUUGUUUUAAAGAAUAUUUGACCCAAUCAGCUACGUUGUUUAGAGGCGAUAAAUUGAGAGAAGAUUAAUCGCCAAAUAUUUUUGAUUUUCAAUUCCUAUUUUAAGUAAAAUUCUAAGUAAUUUGCUGUUUUAAACUUUGGAAUAGUUUUUGGGUUUUGGACUGUUGAUUGUACAAAACGAGACAUAGGAUUCAGGAAAUUGUGAUUGUGCAAUUGUGCAUUUCUUACUAUUUUCUUUUGACAAUUUAUAGACCAAACGAUUGGCAGAUUAAUCAAUGUUGAAAGCUUCCCCAGGCAGCAAAAUGGUUUCAAUAUAUUUCUAACAAACGGGAGGUAAAAGUGCAUUUGUUGGGGACUAUUUUAGCAGGGGGAUUAGUCCACAGUUGGUGGAGUGUUUGUUGGACAACUCUACGGCAUGGAGGAUUAAGAUCAAUCAGGCUUUGGACACAGUUGUUUUAGUUUUGUGGGAUUUGUUGACAAUGAGAAAAAUGCAGACUAUCACUCAGUGGUUGUCUUUGAAAAAUGAGCACUAUUUGUCAUCAAUAUAAUUAAGAAAACGAUUAACCCUUGUGGUGACCGUUUCCACUAUCACAGAGUUACAUUUUUAACCAACUUCCGUUCUGAUCAUAACUUCCAAAUAUUUGGUCAGCUUCACGAUUUUAAACAUUAAAUCCCAGUUGUUGUUUUUUUACAUAAUGUCACUGUUUUUUAUGAGAAUAAUUGCUUUGCAGGAAACACUGCAGUGAUCCGUAAUACAGCAGCGAGCCCCGAGUGGAGACCAGGAGAAUAGCAUGUAAUCGAUAUAAGAGACUCAAUCUGGUGGAAAAUAGUAAAAAUCUACUUAGCCUGACAUAAUGGAAUGCAUGGUUUCAUGCUGUAACGUUAGUGGGAUCAGACGUGGUUAAAAUGGUUUUCGCGAGUGGCAUUUGUCUCUUUUGGAUGCAUUAAUACUUAUAAACUCCACCCUUACCCUUAAAGUAUACACGUUAUUAUUAACAGAGCCAAAAUGAUCAAAAAAAGCCAGAAAUGUCCCAAGUGAUGCACAUGGGUAACCGCCACAUGAUUUUCCCCUCAUUUCAUACUACAUGCUGCAUUCAUGUCCAGUGGGAAAUUUCGGAUACAAACGUACGAAACAACAAGGAAGCAUCUGCUCCAAGGUAUCGUCCGUUUGUGUGACCGGACGGAACCACCAGUCGGAGCACGGGAACUCUUCCGAGUCGCUGCUUUUGAACCCCCAGAGCGCUCCGACUGGGUUUCCCACAGGAUUGAAUGCAGCAUGUCUUCUUCUCUUCUCUCCCUCUGAUCUGCGCCACCGCCUCCGCAUGCUGUCCCAUGAUUCCUAGCUGCUGAAUAAUGGAUGCUCUUUUCAUAGAUCUCUGGAGGGCUUCAUCAGUACGCCUCUCCGUUGCUGCUCUUUCAUCCUCCACUCAGCUCAGCGUGGUUGGUUUCUUCAUCUUCACCGCUAGUCCUCCUCUCCAUCUCCAUCUCCAUCUCCAUCUCUCUUCUCCCUCUAUAUUAUAAAGAAUUAGCUGCUGCUUGUUUCCCAUUUGAGAUGCCACAUUUAUUUUCCUCAGGUGUUUUGUGUGUUUUCCCUCCUUAAUGCGGUGCGGCCCAUUCAGCCCAGUGUUUAUUCUCCGUGUGUAGUUUAGUGCGAGUGACCUCUCUUGGCCUCAUGUCAGGGACUCGUCUUUGCCUCCAGACUCUAAGGUUGUCUUGACUCUGUGGUGAAGCCUCUUCGCUUUAGGAGAGAUUCCCACUGACGCAGCGAAGACCAUACAAAUCUCUUAACUCGCUUACCCCCAUUUCCUACAAAUUAGUACUUCCAUCAGUGGCUCUCUGCCUGUUUGAAACGAGUAUGCGAGUUAAAGUACAAAAUGAAAAGUACUUACUAUGCAGAAUAUCAAAACAAUGUAUAUUAUGCUACUGGAUUAUAAUUGUUGAUGCAUUAAUGUGUUUAUCACUUAUACUGCUGGGUAGAUUGAUCUAUAAUUAUAAAUUAUCAUGAAAUUAGUUGAUUUCUAUUUGUAUUAAUAAUAUAAAUCUAUUAAGUAACUAAAGAUUUCAAAUAAAUGUAGUAAAAAAGUACAAUAUUACCCUCUGACAUGUAGUGCAGUAGAAGUAUCAAGUAGCAUAACAUGGAAACACUCAAGUACCUCAAAUUAGUAGUAAACCCCCCCCACCGCUGGAAACCAGCCGCUGCAAGAAAGCUCGGAAGAACCCGUUUACACAUGUAGAAUUAUCAACAGUUAAUAUGUAGGAAAUGGGUUCAAAUGUGUGACCGCAGGCAAUGGUCCUUUUUUAAAGGAGGGGUAAAAAUGAACUAAUGCCCCCGACCAGAAGAGCGUUUGUAGUCACAGAGUCCCAUAGCUCGUCUUUUGUGUUUGUUUCGUCAACAUCAGUGUUUUGAGAAAGAAGGAAUUUGACUCAAGCUUGUUGCCAAGAUUUUCAGGAGAGGUUUCUCUCUCUCUGUAAUGCACAUGGAAAAUGCUUUUAUUGUUGUUGUUGUUGUUGCCGACUCACAAAGCUCAAUAGCGCUCACUGGGUGUAAUGAUGUUGUUUUGUGUUAUAUUGUACAUCCAGCCUCGUUUUCCUCCAUGUUUUCAUCUCCCUUUGUUCUUUUUUCUAAAGACUUCCUCAGUGUUUGUUGAGUCUUUGCAAAAUUGUGUUUCUCCUAAACUUUACGUUUUGGACUUUCAUGGACAUUUUUUUUUUAAAGAUGGAUACACCUGUAGAGGAUUGUGAGAGAUUCAGGGACGCCCUCUCUAAGUGUUUGUAUAAAGGAGCAAACUGUUGUGAUAAUGAUGACAACAUGGGGGGGGGGGGGACUUGUAAAACACUAUUCUGGUUUGUGGCUGAAGCUGCUGAGUAAUCUGAAGCGAGUGUAUGAUAGUGAGUGUGUGUGUGAGAAUGUUCUUCACAAAGCUGAACAUGUUUUCUUUUUUUUUUAAAUUAUUGAUUGUACAGUUUCAAGGCAAGGGUAUGCAGAGAGAGACUUUUUCACAAUAAAACUAUUGAAUGUC
Molecule: messenger RNA, 6718 nt
Organism: Etheostoma spectabile (orangethroat darter)
Lineage: Eukaryota; Metazoa; Chordata; Actinopteri; Perciformes; Percidae
Product: RAB40c, member RAS oncogene family
Exons: 6
Coding region: 1212-2051 (279 amino acids)
Biological process (GO): intracellular signal transduction
Molecular function (GO): GTP binding; GTPase activity
Source: RefSeq, a predicted model, not a curated record